Lodderomyces pseudojiufengensis is the source of this 696-nucleotide messenger RNA. RefSeq names its product Dcg1p (gene DCG1). The coding region runs from base 1 to 696 and encodes 231 amino acids. The record is from RefSeq and is a predicted model, not a curated record. NCBI's taxonomy places the organism in Eukaryota, Fungi, Ascomycota, Pichiomycetes, Serinales, Debaryomycetaceae. The transcript has a single exon.
AUGAAAAUUCUAAUUAUAAAUCCAAAUAGUUCAGUGAAGGUCACCAACAAUUUGAAAGAUAUACUAAAAGUUCCAAAAGGUGUUGAAUUAUCGUUUUAUACUGCUCCUUCCAGUGCACCAAAAGAAAUUACAGGCAAUGAGACAUCAAAAUUGUCUGAAGAAAUAGUUUUGAACGACAUUAAGGAGAGUGACAUACUGAAGGAUUAUGAUGGAUUUAUGGUUUGUUGCUACUCAGAUCAUCCAUUGAUCAAAUCAUUGAGUGAAUUAAGUAAAAAACCUGUCAUGGGAAUUAUGCAAGCUACAUUACUAUAUACUUUACUGAACCCUAAUGUCAAAAAGCUGUUCAUUUUAACAAGUACAAAAGAAUGGGAACCAAUACUAGAUAGUGGUAUAGUCGAUUUCUUUGGUUUAAAAGAAUUCCCUAAAGAUAGAUUUCAAAAAACUAUUGGAUUAGAUAUUAAUGUAACAAAUUUAGCGGAUGAAAAACAAUAUGGUGAGAUUAAAACUAAACUCAAUUACAUUUUGAAUGAUUUGUAUUCAAAUGAUCAUAUAAAUUGUGUUUUAUUAGGUUGUGCAGGAAUGGCAGGUUUAGACUCAAAGUUAUCAAUUGACUUUCCAGGCAUUUAUUUCAUUGACAGUUGCAAAAUUGCUACUGAAUUCUUGACCGGUUUGAUAAGGUUCAAUGAACAAAUAUGA